Molecule: messenger RNA, 717 nt
Organism: Prorocentrum cordatum
Lineage: Eukaryota; Dinophyceae; Prorocentrales; Prorocentraceae
Source: the annotation of a GenBank genome assembly
GCUCACUUUCGACUCAAGAAGCGGGGCAAGAAACUGAAGGCGGCGAAGACCGCCGAGCAUGCGGGGAGCAAGACGGCCAACGCGGCGAGUAGCAAGGUGAACCUCACUUCCGGGGUCGUCAAACCAACGGAGUCGCGCAAUAUUAUCACGAAGGAUGAGCCGCCGGAAGCUGGCGGACUGCCAGCAGCAGCGGUUGAGGCCAGCCAGAAGGCGUUCCUGAGGGCCGAAGUCGCGCCGGGGAGCCGCCUCGCGCCGUGGAGGCUCGAGCGCGACUCGCUGGUGGAGGUCGCCCGCGCAUGCUGCGGGAGCUUCUGGCCGGCGACCUCGGACAAGGAAAGCGAUGUCGCUUCGUCGGAGUUCGAGGCGGACUUGGGUCGCAUGGUGCGCCUGCUGAGUUCCGACCUGGAGGUCGGCGUCAUCAGCGUCAGCAAGGGCGGCGUCUGCGAGGGCGCCGCGAGCGUGGUCGACAACCCCAGGUUCGGCAUGGGCGGCACCCGCGCCAACAGGAAACAAAGCAGCGAGGAUGACGACCGCAUCUUCGAGGAAAAGUUUGCGGCCCUCGUCGCAGGCAGCUGCGUGGACGUGGAGAUGGGCCACGGGCCGAGCCCCAUGGAGGGGCGUGAUCGCGAUGGCUUCCUGGACUGGAUGCAGGCGCAGCCUGGGUGCCAGGGCGAGCCCAUGGCCCUCCUCGCGCCGUUCAAGGUGCAGGAGUUUUGA